AUGGUGCGCCGUCCAACGCCAGUGUCCGCGGCCGCGUCCGAGCCCCUGCUCUCCCCCGGCGCUGCCUCGUCCCACCGGUCCGUGUGUGGUCGGCGAAACCCUACCUGCCUCUUCCUCUCCGUCGGCGGCGGUGGCGACGAAACUCGGCGCCUGGAUCUGGCGGUACCUCACCCUCUUCCUCUCCUACCCCGACGCGGGCCGCCGCUGAUGAAGACCCGCGCGCAGGAGGCGGCGGCCACCGACGCUGUGGCAACGAAGGUACGGAACACCAACCUCGAUGUGGCGAUAGAGUCGCUCCUGAACGUCGAGAAGCAGAUGAGGCUGGCCGGCGAUGUCGUCGGCACGCGGAAGGCCGUCAUCGACAUCGUUGAGCUCUGCUACAAGGCCGGCGCGUGGAAGACGCUCAACGACCAGAUCGUUCUCCUCUCCAAGAGGAGAGGCCAGCUUAAGCAGGCCAUAACUGCUAUGGUUCAGAAAGCAAUGGACUACAUUGAUUUGACACUAGACAUUGACCCACGCAUCGAGCUAAUCAAAACACUGAGCAGCGUCUCUGUUGGCAAAUAUUGUUUGUCAGUUCAGGCCAUCCAUGACUGUUACUACCAAGUUGUUUAUCAGGUCGAAACAUUUGGUUCCAUGGCCAAGACAGGAAAAAUUGCUUUUAUUCUUGACCAGGUCCGGCUAUGCCUAGAUCGGCAAGAUUAUGUCAGAGCACAAAUUUUAUCAAGGAAAAUUAGUGCUAGAGUACCUAAUACUGAAUAUGAUGAGCGCAAAGGAAGAAUAUCAAUUGGACGGCUGCAUGCAGGAGAACUUCAGCGUGGCAUGGAGGCCAAGAGACUUGCACUAUGUAUGCAGAAGAAACUUGAAGGCCCUACUGUUUUUGAAAUGCUUGAGAAUGCUUUGCAGCUUGCAACUUCAGAGAAAAGGGUCCUGGAAGAGCGCAACAUAAAGCUUUUGAUCGCACAAAUGCAUGUUGUCAUGGGUCAGUUGGAUGUUGCAUCUGAGAAACUACAAAAUCUUAUAAAUGAGGAUCCUCGAGAUUUUCGGUCUCACCUUUGCCAGGGCAUUGUGUAUGCACUUUUCGACAGAAAAGAAGACGCAGAUAAGCAGUUUGAUAUUUACAGAGGCCUUGUGCCGGAUAAAUUCCCAUAUAAGAGUUUUAUCAGUGAUGUUAUACUAGCGGCUAGAAUGGAGUCACAUGAUCGGCUACAAAAGGAAUUUGAAUCUGAGUUCCAAACGAAGAAAUGA
This is a messenger RNA of Miscanthus lutarioriparius, 1245 nucleotides long. The record is from the annotation of a GenBank genome assembly. Lineage: Eukaryota; Viridiplantae; Streptophyta; Magnoliopsida; Poales; Poaceae.